Messenger RNA from Abrus precatorius (Indian licorice), 801 nucleotides. Its product is annotated as 11-oxo-beta-amyrin 30-oxidase-like. The record is from RefSeq and is a predicted model, not a curated record. NCBI's taxonomy places the organism in Eukaryota, Viridiplantae, Streptophyta, Magnoliopsida, Fabales, Fabaceae. Gene Ontology annotation, molecular function: heme binding; iron ion binding; monooxygenase activity.
AUGGUAGGGAAGAAUUCAUUUAUUUGGUUUCGACCAAAACCAAGGGUGACCCUCACUGAUCCUGAGCUAAUUAAAGAUGUACUUAACAAAAUCUAUGACUUUUCAAAGCCUGAAGCAAAACCGCUCUCAGAUCUUCAUUCUGGCGUAGUGAAAGUUGCAAUGAAAGUUUACAUCCCAGGAUAUAGAUUUCUACCCACUACUAUUCAUAGAAGAAUGAGAGAAAUUGACAGGGACAUAAAAGCUUCACUUAUGGAUAUGAUUCACAAGAGAGAGAAAGCACUAAAGGCAGGUGAAGCUACUAAGGAUGAUUUCUUAGGUAUAUUAUUGGAGUCAAAUCGCAAGGAAAUUAAAGAACACGGAAAUAACAAGAAUGUUGGACUGAAUUUUGAAGAUGUAAUCGAAGAAUGUAAGCUAUUCUACUUUGCAGAAGAAACCACAGCAGUUUUACUUGUUUAGACAAUGGUCUUAUUAAGCAAGUACACUCAUUGGCAAGCACGGGCAAGAGAGGAAGUUUUUCGCGUCUUUGGCAAACAAAAACCAGAUUUUGAUGGGCUAAGUCGCCUUAAGAUCGUUACCAUGAUUUUAUAUGAGGUUCUUAGGUUAUACCCACCAGCAGUUAUACUUAAUCGAUCUGUUUCCAAAGAUGUGAAACUUGGAAACCUAUCAUUACCUGAGGGAGUGCAAGUUUCCUUACCAACAAUGAUAAUUCACCGUGAUUGUGGACUCUGGGGUGAUGAUGCUAAAGAGUUCAAUCCUGAGAGAUUUUAUGAAGGAGUUCUAAAAGCAACAAAUGGAAUGUAA